This is a messenger RNA of Macrosiphum euphorbiae (potato aphid), 237 nucleotides long. NCBI's taxonomy places the organism in Eukaryota, Metazoa, Arthropoda, Insecta, Hemiptera, Aphididae. The record is from the annotation of a GenBank genome assembly.
AUGGCUGACGGAAGUAACCAAAUGGGUCCAACACAAGCAGCGGUUCACGAAAUAUUGCGUCAGCUGAUCCAGCAGAAUAAUACGCGGGAUCAGCAAGUCAUGAACAUCUUGGAGAAUAUAGCGAGUCAGCGAGCUCAACCAGUACUAGCGACGGGUACCAUACCGAAUUUAAACGCAACAAUCGGAACAUUUGAUGGGGAAUCUGACGAUGCAGGCCACGCACAAGGAUGGAUUUAA